This is a messenger RNA of Coregonus sp. 'balchen', 1077 nucleotides long. Lineage: Eukaryota; Metazoa; Chordata; Actinopteri; Salmoniformes; Salmonidae. The record is from the annotation of a GenBank genome assembly.
AGUCCCUGACACACCUGUUCACAUGGUGAAGAAGUACAUUGUGUACAAAUAUUGUCUGCUGCAGCUUUUCCGCUGUUGUCCGGUUUGCACCAGAACAUGGAACAUCACAAAGCGGUUCAAAGGCACCCUGAUUUCCACUGUCCAGAUAUGGCCUCACUGUGACCACAUCAAGACAUGGAAGAGUCAGCAGUAUGUGUCCGACACCCCUGCAGGCAACCUCCACCUAACUGCAGCUAUUGCUUUCACAGGCUCUUCUAUUGCUCAGACAAACAAGGUAAAGCAAUAUAUGUUGUAGUGCCACCUAAUACCUUUCAUGUAAGUACAUAAUGCUGAACAGCUCUUUUAUGUGCUUAAUUUCUGUUUCAGAUCCUGAAUGCACUAAAAGUGCAGAUCAUAUCUGAGUCGACCUUUUACAGCCAUCAGAAAACGGUCCAGCUUCCAACCAUAUACUGGCAGUGGAAGUCAGAGCAGAGAGUCAUCCAGCAGUAUGUCAGGGAACCUGUGGAUCUUGGAGGGGAUAUGACAGCAGACUUGCCUGGCCACUGUGCAAAAUGUGGUUCGUAAAAUGUAUUUGCAUGCUCGUAAAAUGUAUUUGUGGAGAAAGGUACACAUGCCUGCAUGUCCUACGCAUAUUUGACCAUACGCACACAUAUACAAAUGUCCACAAUUCUCUUGUGUUGGACGGACAUUGAUCUCAAACACUAACAUCUAACGGGGUCCUACACCAUGGUCAACUUCAACAUUAACAGAGUGCUUGAUGUACAACUUGUAAAGGUGAGCUUUUCAUCCGUGGAGUACCUUUUUACAUUUUACAUUUUAGUCAUUUAGCAGACGCUCUUAUCCAGAGCGACUUUUCAGUGCCAUGUUGGUAAUGGCAAUCCUGAAUCCUGAUUUGGGAGCCUCUGUGCCCAGCCUAACAAAGAUUGAGGGAAACAUUGCUAAUGAUACUGUUAAUCUCUUCCACAGAGCAACGAAGUUGGCAAUAGUCUGAGAAUGGAGAAGGAGGGACUGCUGAGGAGCAUCGUGUCAGAUGUCAGCAUCGGCUCCAUUAUCACAGAUCAACACAUCUCAAUCCAG